CAACUAACUUCCUGUCAUCCAUACUCUUUAACCAAUCAUUUUUCACCAACAAAACGUAACAAUGGAUCAAAUGUAUCCUAUUAUAGUAGACUUUUCAGAUUUUUCUAGACCAGACUUGGUUUCCAGCUGUUGUACAGCUUUUGACUUUGUCAUAGUGAAUAACUUGACCUCAGGUUGAGGGAGCUGAUUUGGAUUAAACCCCCUUUAAAUAGGAAGACAGUUUUAUCAUGUGGAGGUUUCAUUCAAGGUCGUAUUCAUUAGUGAAAAACGUAGCAAAAUGUUUUGCAUCAGAAAACAAAAACAAGCGUUUCUUAUUGGACAAGUUCCGCUACUCGUCCCUCCCCAUUUCCCGUCUGUUUUCAUUUGUUUCUUGUGAAUACCAAUCUCUGUUACAUGACAUACUUUGUUUGUCUUUGGCAGGAGAGAGACAAGACUCAGAGGAACCAGAGCCAGAGACGUCCAAACCAGCAAGACGACACCAAUGCUCCCAGUGUGAAAAGAGUUUUACCAAGUUAGGGAGCUUGAGAAUACACAAUAGAAUACACACAGGAGAGAAGCCCUACCAAUGCUCCCAGUGUGGAAAGCAGUUUACCCAGUUAGGGACCCUAAAAUUACAUAUUAGAAUACACACGGGAGAGAAGCCUUACCAAUGCUCCCAGUGUGGAAAGAGAUGUUCACAGUUAAGUUCCCUGAAAUCACAUGAGAAAAUACACACAGGAGAUAAGCCUCACAAAUGCUCUCAAUGUGGCAAUACUUUUAAGCGGUUGAGUAACCUGAGAGAUCAUGAAAGAGUACACACUGGGAAAAAGCCUUACCACUGUUUCCAUUGUGAAGAGAGUUUUAGCUGGUCAAGGCAACUGAAAGCGCAUGAGAGAACACACACUGGAGAGAAACCUUACCACCACUGCUCCCAGUGUGAAAAGAGUUUUACCCAGUUAUGGAAUCUGAAAGCACAUGAGAGAAUGCACACAGGAAAUAAGCCUCACAAAUGCGCUCAAUGUGGAAAAACUUUUAACCGGUUAUAUAACCUGAAAGUACAUAAGAGAAUACACACAGGGGAAAAGCCUUAUCACUGCUCCCACUGUGGUAAGAGUUUUAUYCUAUCACGGGCCCUGACAAAGCAUAAGAGGACACACACGGGAGAAAAGCCUUACCAUUGCUCCCAGUGUGGAAAGAAUUUCACUGACUCAAGUAACUGGAAAAAACAUGAGCUAACACACUCUGUAAAGAAGCGUUUCCAGUGUUCUCAUUGUGAAAGGAGUUUUAAGAAGUUAGGGAAACUGAAGCAGCAUGAAAAUACACACUAGGGAGCAGCCUUUUUGAACUGCUGCCACUGUGGAAUGACAUGUACCUGGUUAAAGCAACUGAAAUUACAUGAAAGAAUCCACACCGGAGAGAAACGUUACCUCAUGGUCCUAACUGGAAGCAGUGGUAACACACACAGGGGAGAUUUCCUCCCAUUGCUCCAAGUGUGGAGAGAGAUAUUUCACAUAAACUUACAAUUUAUGACUUGACACACAGUGCUCCCACAUGUCUCAAAUUUUUGACUGAAAGUUGGUGGUUUUGUUUAUGCCCUGAUUGCCAUAUGAAAUCUGAUUGGAGACUCAGAAAUAAAAAAUGUUUAAUCCCAAGAUAUGAAUUGAAUACGGAGUAUGUCCGUUUCUAUGUAGAUUCAGUGUACAAACUGUGAUUAAAUAAGUUUUUACUCUGUC
Salvelinus sp. IW2-2015 is the source of this 1712-nucleotide messenger RNA. RefSeq names its product zinc finger protein 180-like. Gene Ontology annotation, biological process: regulation of gene expression. The record is from RefSeq and is a predicted model, not a curated record. NCBI's taxonomy places the organism in Eukaryota, Metazoa, Chordata, Actinopteri, Salmoniformes, Salmonidae. Gene Ontology annotation, cellular component: nucleus.